Messenger RNA from Maniola jurtina (meadow brown), 651 nucleotides. RefSeq lists its product as uncharacterized. The record is from RefSeq and is a predicted model, not a curated record. The transcript has 3 exons. NCBI's taxonomy places the organism in Eukaryota, Metazoa, Arthropoda, Insecta, Lepidoptera, Nymphalidae. Bases 92 to 616 code for a protein of 174 amino acids.
GACAAGCCUACUCAAGGUUGCACCUAAGCUAAAUGUCAAUUUUUUAUUUACAAAAAGUUAUCUUUUUUAUAUUGAAAUUAAAUAUUCAACGAUGUCUAUCGUCCUAACAAAGGCAGCGCUUGCCUUAAAAAACGCAGACAGCAAUUUUCAAGUAGUAAAAUUCGAAGCACACAAAUCUAAAAAGAAACAUGCUGAAGAAGAAAUCAAAGUUGAUACAAAAACAAAACAAACUGUACCUCAAAAGAAAGACUUAGAUUUGAAGCAAAUCCGGCACGAAAUUGUUAAGUUUGGAAUGUCCGGUUUCAAUACUACGAAAAAAGAACAGGCAAAAAUAGCAUUGGCAGUAAGUUUAGGUGCAAAACCACCAAAGAGAGAAUAUGUUAAUUACAAAGAGCUUAUGCAAAGACAGAAGCAAGAGAAGGAAAAGAAAGAGGCAGAGAAGAAGUUGAUGCUUUCUAGAAGUAUAUUGAGCACAGGUGCCAAGAAGAAAAAGAAAAGUGCCAACAAUGAUGUUGGAUAUCUCCUAAGUAGCUAUGGAAAGGUACAGAAAAAGGAUUUGAAAAAGGAUGAUAGUAAAGUUAAAGGCAAGAAGAAAAAGAAACAAAAAUUGAUAUAAAUAAUUAUUUUAUUAUGAUAAAUAAACAAUAAAAU